AUGGCCAAUCCUGUAGGCGAGGAGAGCUGGCUGGCCUAUCUCGACGAAACCACUCGCAACGCCCCCGAUCUCGAGCAGCGCGUAAAUGUCGUCGAACUUUUCAAACGCGCUGUCGGCGCCGAGCCCGGCAGUCUGCAGAUAUGGCUGGCAUACUGCAACUAUUUCUGGUCUCUUUGGGCGGAUAGUCAAUCCAACGCUGCUGGAUGGCCAGAAGAAGAACAAAUGAUGGGCCGUGAGCUUUUCUCGUUCGGAUCUGCCCUUGACCUGUGGCAGCAAGGUUACGAGGCUAUCAAGUAUCGCAUCAACGACAGUCAUAUUCUCUGGAACCGCUGGAUAUCGCUAGAAAUGGAGCUUCUGGAGAAGACGAAAACUCCAGAGGGGGUUAAGCGCAUCACGCACCUGUACCGUGACCGACUUACGACGCCGCACAUCACUUGGGACGAAACGUCACAAAUGUUCUCGAGCUUCUUGUCGGAAUACAAUCGCGCCGCAUGGGAGGACUCCAUGAAAGACGUCACCGCACUAUCCCAGGAUGCAAAGCGCCUGAUGGCGGAGCGGGAUUCCUUUGAGCUUAAGCUCCAACAGGCAUCCAGGGCCGACGAUGCGGAAGCUCAAAAGAAAAUCAUGACCGAAUAUCUUGAAUGGGAAGCGUUACGCGCCCAUGGUGGACAAGGCAUCGCUGACAUCAAUUUCAACCUCUGCUGUGGACUCUAUGCUAGAGCCUUGACCGGGGUAUUCGCAUCCGACGAAUCGGUUUGGCAUCAACAUAUAGUCUUCCUCUCAUCCUCAUACGCUGAUACAAAAGCCCCUGAAUAUCUACUCAAUGCCCUCCGCCGGGCUGUUCAGCAUUGCCCCUGGUCUGGUCGCUUAUGGAAUAGGUUAAUUCUAUGCGCAGAAGAGGCGAGAUUAGAUUUUGCUGAAGUGGAGUCGAUUAAGCAUGCCGCGACGAGCGAAAACCAGCUGUACAAGCACGGCAUGGAGAGUAUGAUCGAGAUGUAUGUGGCUUGGUGCGGUUUUCUAAAACGAACCGCGAUGGAUGCGAGCGCUACAGAUGAGGCUGUAGAUGUGGCUGAUGUAGGGCUGAGUGCCGCUCUCGAGGACGUUGAAGUUGUGGGCAAAAGAUUAUACGGCAAAGACUUUCAGGGCGACCCCAAGUUUCGGCUGGAGCGCAUCUAUAUCCAAUACCUGACUGAGAAGAAGGGAGCGAUAGACGAGGCAAGAAUGCAGUGGAAUAAGCUAGCCAAGGCCCAAAUCCACGCCGACAGUCACGACUUUUGGUUCCGCUAUUAUAUGUGGGAGAUGCUCAUAUUCUCUUCCACCAACACAAGCAACAGCCCUACACCCUCUUCCGGAGGUGGCAAUUUCCGGAUACCCGUGCUUGCCACCGCUGUUCUUCAGCGCGCUGUAAACCGACAGACCAUUGACUGGCCCGAAAAGGUGCUGGAGGUUUACAUGCAGCAUUGCAAUGAUUAUGAACAGUCGCAUUCUGUUCGCAGAGCGGCUGAUGCCGUGCAGAAAGCUGAAAGCAACAUUGCGAAGCGACGUGCUCUUGAAGAACAGGAGAAGGCUGCCGCAUAUGCUGCCUAUUAUAGCGCACAGCCAGCAGGUCAAGAUGAAGUCAUUUCAGGGGAUGUCUCCCCAGGCCAGUCUAAGAGAAAACGGGAAGAUCCAGUGGAUUCACAAGAGCCCAACAACACCAGCAGUAAACGCCAAAAGAACGAGCACGAAUCUCAGUCUGGGUCACGGAGAGAUAGAGAGAACACCUCCGUGCUCGUCUCAAAUCUCCCUGCAGAGGUCACGAUGACAAAGCUUCGCCAAUACUUUAAAGAGUAUGGCCACAUCAAUAAUGUCACAGCGCUGGUACGAGAAAAAGACGGUCUCUCAUCAACGGCAUUGAUCGAGUUCAGUACUCCAGAAGAAGCUCAAUCUGCAUUACUCAGAGACGGCAAGUUCUUCGGGGAGUCUCAGAUUAAUGUGCGAUCAGCUCAUGAUUUAACCAUCUAUGUCACUAACUACCCACCUGCGGCCGAUGAAAAGUACAUCCGACGAUUGUUCAAGGAUUGCGGAGAGAUUUUAAGCAUUCGAUGGCCCAGUCUGAAGGUGAAUACGCAUCGCCGAUUCUGCUACGUCUCUUUCCGUGAGAGUGAAGCAUCCGCUAGAGCAGUGUCAAAAGAAGGCACUAUUCUUGACGAUAAAUAUAAGCUCGUGGCUAAAUAUUCCGAUCCCAAUCGCAAGAAGAGCCGCGAAGGUGCUGUCGCUGAAGGCCGAGAAGUUCAUAUCUCAGGAUUGAGCCCCUCCGCUACAGAAGAGGAAAUCCGCACAAUAUUCUCAAAAUACGGAACCAUUUCGAGGAUAAACGUUCCCCGGAACAUAGGCGGGAAGGGUCGGGGCUUUGCAUUUAUCGACUUUACAACAAAGGAUGAAGCUGAAAAGGCUACCUCAGAACUUGACAAGACCAAGUUUCUCAACCAAAUAAUCCGCGUCGAGAUCUCAAAGACUUCUAAUGUGAAGCCCACGGCUCAUAGUGGAUCACACGACCGUGCAUCUCCCGCACACCAAGCGAGCGAUGAUGCCGAUGUUGACAUGGCCAACCACAGGUCUGCGAGUGACAAGUCGUCAGGCCCUUCAGCUGGCGACAUCGCCGCGCGUACUAUCGCCCUCAUGGGCCUGCCUGACACGGUCAAUGACGCUCGAGUGCGAGCGCUUGUUGAGCCGUUUGGGCCUAUCGUCAAGCUACUUCUACAACCAGGGCAUGGUGGCGCGAAGAUAGAGUUCGCAGACUCUUCCGCUGCGGGCAAGGCAAGCCUGCAGCUUAGCAAUGUCGAGUUUGAAGGCCGCAAACUGCAGGUUGGGUCUCCCGAUGACCUGCGUCACGCCAAGGUUGAGAGAACGGAAGAUCGCAUUGUCCCACGUAGCCAGAGUUCGGCUAAGAAAGACAAGCCAACCGGCACCACGGCGAACAGUUUCUUGCCAUCGUCGGUGAUGAGGCGACCUACCUUGGGGAGACCAGGUCCAAAGCGAGGGCUCGGUUUCUCUGCCCCGAAAGUUAUACCCAAGUCUGAUGACAAAAAGGAUGGAGAGAGUGCAAAACCAGCGCCAAAGAGCAACGCUGACUUCAAAGAGCUCUUUUUGAGAGGCUCAAACCCCAAGAAUAAUACCGACAAGGCCGACUAA
This is a messenger RNA of Trichoderma breve, 3174 nucleotides long. RefSeq names its product RNA recognition motif domain-containing protein. The record is from RefSeq and is a predicted model, not a curated record. Bases 1 to 3174 code for a protein of 1057 amino acids. Lineage: Eukaryota; Fungi; Ascomycota; Sordariomycetes; Hypocreales; Hypocreaceae. Gene Ontology annotation, molecular function: protein binding; RNA binding. The transcript has a single exon. Gene Ontology annotation, biological process: RNA processing.